Paracoccidioides brasiliensis Pb18 is the source of this 1998-nucleotide messenger RNA. Its product is annotated as DNA-directed DNA polymerase alpha subunit POL12. The coding region runs from base 1 to 1998 and encodes 665 amino acids. The record is from RefSeq and is a predicted model, not a curated record. Gene Ontology annotation, cellular component: alpha DNA polymerase:primase complex. Gene Ontology annotation, biological process: DNA replication initiation; DNA replication. Gene Ontology annotation, molecular function: DNA binding. The transcript is spliced from 4 exons.
AUGGAUGAUACAGCAGCUGAACUCAAUGACGCUUUUUCGGGAUCCUGCCCGAACGGUGUUCCUCAGGAUGUGUCGACGGAGCUACAAUCGAUAAUGCGGCUUCACUCAAUGUCUGCUCAAGACCUAUCCUACAAAUGGGAUGCAUACUGUUUGAAGAUGGGUGCAGAUGAGACAGCAUUGAAUUUGGAUACUGCUCGAGGACUUAAGAGAGAUGUGCAAGAUGCAUUGGAACGCGAAAGCCGGGUGAAGUCCCAUGUGCGCAAUACCGAUAAACGAAGUGCGGUUUCAGUAACUCCCCGAGCAGCUGCUAAUAGCAGAGCCGUAUUUGGAAUGCUCGAUGAUUUCGUCCCGUCACCACAAGAUCGAGAUACGAAGGGGGGGAAUGGCACUUCUACCAAACGAAAGGCUGCCUUUGGAAACCCUUCAACAUCCAAGGUUGGCAGAGCAGAAAUGGGAAUGGGGUCUCCUGCUGAUUCCAAGACCCCACAACGGCUGUUGAAUGGUGAUCUUGCCGGAUUACAACAAACCCCUUUCUCCGAACGGCAAAAUAGUGGCCAAGUCUUGGAGACGCUAAACAGUCAUCUUUCAAUGGCACAGGUCCCAACAGCCCCAUACCAGGAGGCUCGUAUUAAACCGACAGCAAAUACAGAGCUAAAGAAGUUCGGGUAUAAGCCAAUGGCAAUGCACCUCAAUGAGGCGUCCGAAGUGCUGGAUGACCGGAUUGAUGAAUUUAUGGCUAUCGUCCAAAAGCAUCAUGGAUUAGACGAUACUGCCUUUGGCAGCGCAGCCAACCAAAGCACCAAGGAGAUUAUCGCAGUUGGAAGGAUUGCUUCGGACAGCAUGGAGGGAAAACUAAACACAGCGUCAUUGGUCCUCGAAACAUCAAGGCGAAUGGGUGCUGGUUUACGAGUUCCCUUGAAAGUUGACUCACUGCCUUCAGUUCAAUUUUACCCCGGCCAGAUCGUUGCCCUUCGAGGAAUAAACGCAUCUCGGGAGUAUUUCACAGUCUUUGAAGUGCUUUCCGUUCCCUUGCUUCCACCUGCUGUCACUGUGCCGGAGAUAAUACGGAAAGUAAACGGCCGACUUGGGGGAGGUGACACAGAACGAGUGCUAAAUAUACUCAUAGCUUCAGGACCUUUCACAGCGGACGAUAAUCUUGACUUUGAACCACUUAGAACGUUAUGCAUCAAGGCAGCCAAUGAAUAUGCUGAUGCUUUAAUUCUUACUGGACCAUUCUUGGAUCUUGAACAUCCGCUUCUUGCAUCUGGCGAUUUUGACUUGCCCGAGAUAAAAGGACUUGAUCCUGACACAGCAAGUCUCUCAGCCCUAUUUCGACACUGCAUAUCUGCACCGUUGCAUCAACUUGCCUCUGCAGUGCCAAGCAUUUCAAUUUUCCUAAUACCUUCAGUUCGUGAUGCAGUCAGCAAACACGUCUCGUGGCCCCAGGAAAUGUUACCAAAGAAGGAACUCGGAUUACCCAGACAAGCUCGAACGGUCACCAAUCCAGUAACCCUCUCCCUUAACGAAAACGUAUUUGGCAUGUGCUCUCACGAUGUCUUGUACGAAUUGAGGCAAGAAGAGGUGUUGGCAGGCAAGCCGUCGGAAGGCGGCUUGCUAACAAGAUUAUCACGAUAUUUGAUCGAACAGCGACACUUCUUUCCUGUUUUCCCGCCUACUUCUAGAGAAAACCUCCCCAAGUCUGGACUCGAAGGCAGUAUUGCUACCGGCGCAAUGCUUGAUACCAGUUAUAUGAAGUUGGGGGAGUGGUGGAACGUGCGACCAGAUGUGUUAAUUACGCCCAGCAUGUUGCCUCCUUUCGUUAAGGUGGUCGAAGGUGUUCUGGUCAUCAAUCCUGGGACGCUGUCGAAGAGGAAAGCCCCAGGGUCGUAUGCGCAGAUGGGAUUGCAUCCGAGGACACUUACAGAGGAGGAGAUGAAUGAGAAGCAAGUGGGACACAAAGUUUUCAAUCGAGCUAGGGUCGACGUGAUCAGGAUCUGA